This is a messenger RNA of Carassius gibelio (silver crucian carp), 2506 nucleotides long. Its product is annotated as protein DBF4 homolog A. Bases 339 to 2198 code for a protein of 619 amino acids. Gene Ontology annotation, cellular component: Dbf4-dependent protein kinase complex; nucleus. Lineage: Eukaryota; Metazoa; Chordata; Actinopteri; Cypriniformes; Cyprinidae. Gene Ontology annotation, biological process: regulation of cell cycle phase transition; positive regulation of nuclear cell cycle DNA replication. The record is from RefSeq and is a predicted model, not a curated record. The transcript has 12 exons. Gene Ontology annotation, molecular function: nucleic acid binding; zinc ion binding; protein serine/threonine kinase activator activity.
AUAUUGGUGUAAUUGACGUUUCAAAUGUCAGCGCUUUGCGGAGUCGUUUUUGAAAUGUCAAAAAAUAUACGUCGAAUCUCCCUUCAUGAACUCCAAGAUUACAGCAGGUUUUGUCGAGAGAGUCUCGAGCGGGAAGAUGGAAACAGGUUACGUCGAGUGUUUGUUAUGAAGACAUUUACAAACAGUAGAGGCAUUUAACACACCGUUGUGUUUUUAGUUCAGCGUUUUAAUUAAGGAACACGUAUUAGUAAUGCUGCCAUAUGUUGGCGGUAUAACUAGCUGGUAUAGCCGGGUUUAGGGCUGUAACACGGUUAACCGUUGGAAGUAAAAGCUACACGAUGAAGCACGACACUUUCUCAAGGUGUAAGGACAGAGAUUCAAAACUGGACGGACAUACUAGUGUAUCAUCUAAAAUCAAAGUUAAAGCCACAUGCGAUGCUCUUCAGAACAAACCUUUUAAAGGGAGAAUAUUUUACUUGGAUCUGCCAUGGAAUAUGAAAACACAACGCUUGGAAAAUGACAUCGAAACACUUGGUGGUACAGUGGAAAAGUUCUUCAGCAAGGAGAUCAAGUAUCUUGUGUCCAGUAAGCCGGAGGCCCGUUAUGCCCAGCGUCUCCUGCCGGAAUCUCCUGCUCCCAGUCCUGAUUCAGGUGUCAGCUCUCCUCAUCCCAGCAGCAGGAGAGAAAGCCAUGGGCACAGGGGCAGCUCUCAGGGAGUCACGGAUACGGUGGCUGUAAGUCGAGGCAAAUCCCUUGUGGAGAGAGUCGUUAAGGAACAAGAACGUGUUCAGAUGAAUGGGAUCUUGGCCAAUGCUCUGGAAUGGGGGGUCAAAGUCCUGCAUGUUGACGAUGUUGUUUCAUAUGUUGACAAGAAGAAAGCAAAACUCAUUGCAAUGAACGCUGCUAAUCCAGUGGUGAAAAGAGCUGCCAGCAUUCAGCACACAGAGAAAAAUACAUAUCACAGACUCAAUGCUGGAAGAAUUUGUCGUCCAUUUGUGAAAGUAGAGGACUCAAGCAGGCAUUAUCGUCCCAUCUACCUUCCCCUGUCCAAAAUGCCCGUGUGCAACCUCCGGUCUCUUCCACCCUGCUGUCCAUUCCUGAUGGAUGAACAUGGAAAAGAAGAUCCAAAGAAGAGACCGAAAGAGCCAAGGUCUGGAGGGGAACGAGGACCUCGAGGAAAGAAGGACAGGCGCAGAGGAGAUGCAGGGCAAGAGAAAAGGAAAGGAGGGUACUGUGAGUGCUGUGAGGUCAAAUUCAACAACCUAAAGAUGCACCUAGAGAGUGAGCAGCAUCAGACUUUCUCUAAGAGUGAGGAGUACACGGUUGUAGAUCGAGUCACUGCUGGGCUGACCUGCGACCUUAUUAACAUUGGCAUGCACAGCAGAAGGGUGAAAUGCAGUACAUCAACCCCUGUUCUGUGUGCUGGAGCUAUGUUGCCUUUAAAGGAAGAUGUGGGAUCUGUAAAUGGUGAUUGGAAACAUGAAAGCGAUGAGUCUUUGCCUUGGAGCUCUACAGCAAAGCAACCUCUUUCAGAACAGACCAAAGAAAAACCUCUGUCAGUUCGCAAACGCAACAGGGGCCAGUGUGAAUACCCUCUGAGCAAUCGGGACAGCUUUUUCGACCAAUCUGACGUUCUGGAGAAGUCCCAGUCUAAGCGUGGAACCUUUGCGUGGGAAUUCCACUCACAAUCUGCUGUGCGGAAAUCUGAAGGUGCAUCUUUUCUCAGCAGAGAGCAGAACUGUGACUCUAAUGCACCCGAAUGCAGGACAGACCAACAAACUUGGACAAACCCUGACAUGUACACCGCUCAACAGUUCAGGGAAAGAAACCGAGAAUCAUUAACAAGAUUUGAGUGCUUUAGGACUAACUGCUGUGAAGUUUAUUUGCAAAGUAUGCCAGAAAAUCAAGUUGAAAAUUCAGCUCUUUUGCCUUCAGGCAACACAGAACCCGAACCGGACCUCGAUAGCCCCAAUGAUUCACUGCAACGAAAGGUUCGGAAUGUCAGAUCCAGAAGAAGAAAGCAAGUACCAGCCCUGCACAUUGACUCCGUGAGUAAAGAGAGAGAAUCAAUGAGCUCUCUUACACCUCUUAAACCUGUACUGGAGUUCAAGAACCCACCUGAUUAUCUCCUGGACCUGUGGCAGCUCUUUCAGUCCAGUGACAACAUGGAUGAAGACUUUAAGGGUUUUUCAGAUUAAAGCUGUGUAGAGGAAUUUAACAUGUAUUUAUGUAUUUGUUAUAAAAGUUAUUAAUGUGCCAAAUAAUAUAUAUUAAUGAAUCUAUUUUCUUUCAGCAGUAUGAUGGAAAACUGCAUUCUUACUAUACAGGCUUUAAAAGAACGUAUAGGCUGAAAAAUACCUGCUGACUUUAUACAGGAAAGAAAUGUGUGGAGAUACUCAGCAAGUAUGUACAUUUAAUGAGUGGAUGUAAUUGAAUAAUAUAGCAACAUGAGAUUUUCUUGAAAUGUUUUCCUGGUUCCUGUAUUAAAUUGCUAAUUAUUUUUUUU